Messenger RNA from Ceutorhynchus assimilis (cabbage seed weevil), 3659 nucleotides. The record is from the annotation of a GenBank genome assembly. Lineage: Eukaryota; Metazoa; Arthropoda; Insecta; Coleoptera; Curculionidae.
CAUACAUAUACCAACCUCACUUCUCAAAAUUAAAUUCUUUGUUUUGUUGUGUUUCUUAGUUGGUUUUUCUACCUUCAAUGAGUAAUUCUGCUUCUGGAGCUGGAAUCGUUAACAUAUUACUAGAAUUCUUGGAAAUAACAAUUCACAAUAUUCUAUACGUGAGAAAACUGUAUCCAGAUUCAAUUUUUCUUCCCAAAAAGAAAUACGGAGUUACAGUGUAUCAAGCUGUGCAUCCAGAAGUUGUAGGUUACAUUAAAGAUUGCCUCAAAGCUGUGGCGUACCAUGCCCAAAAGAAUCAAUUAAAAACAGUAUAUUUGUGUUUUGAGGAUAAUGAUGUUAUUUUAGAACGAUUUGUUAUUGAUGUGCUGGUGAUACAUGAAUUAUUUGAUAGUGAUGUAUUUCUAGUAGAACUAGAAGAAUCUCUAAGAACCUUCAUACUCAAAUUACACUCGUCUCAAAUCUAUUUACCCGAACUAACAUCCCCAGAAGCCACUUUUAGUAUCAGACUGGAAACUACCAAAACAUCCAGCCUAGAAUUCAACCAAAUUCCAUCAUUUGAAGACUUCCCUUGGAUUCAACAAAGCCCUUCCCAAGAAGUUUCAGAAAACACAGCCUCAAUUAUCCCAGUACAUGCUGUAGAAACAAAUUUUUUAAAGCUGCAAUUGUAUGUUGAAAAAAUAUAAUGGACAAUCAGUUGGAAGUGGCCAAAACGAAAACACUAGCUGUGUUUGAAAAUGUAGUUACAAAAGAACGUCAGAGAAAAAGGAAAUUUAGAACAAACACGUUUUCUGAAGAGGAUUCUUCACCGUCUGAAUCGGAACUUGUUAUUGAUGAAGCAGAGAAAUUCAAGCGGAAGAAAGCAGGAGUGAGGGUACAUCUUAAAAAAGAAACAAUUCAAGUAACAUGUGAAUGGGAAGGAUGCUCUGCACAAUUUACAAUUUUGCAUAAUUUUUUUGAGCAUUUAACUGAACAUGGUCAACAAAGCGAUGAUUUGAAAUGUAAAUGGGCAGAUUGUCCCAAUCCAACUGGUUCAUUUAACCAAACAAUUCUUAUAAGACAUUUAGCUUAUCACGGCUAUUUAUCCAAACUUGCAAACAUAGGAGAAAACGUACUUAAUCGCAACAAUUUUCCUGAUUGCUCCUUUGAAAAAAAAUAUUCCGUCCGCAUUCCAUUGGAUGGCUACGAAUGUGAGUGGGUUGGCUGUAGAGGCCAUAUGAUGAACACCAUUUAUGAAUUUUUAAGUCACGUUGAUCGGCACGUCUUACUGGCUCCGACAGGCAAAAAAAUGAAUGAUCGAGAAGAGAUAUCUUGCCACUGGGGCGGCUGUAAUGGUGUCUACACUACACGUUACAAACUGGGUGAUCAUCUGAAAGCACACACUAAAGAGCGUACAAUAGCUUGUCCUACAUGUAUGAGUUUAUUUUCAACGAAAACCACUUUUUCAGAUCAUAGAAAGCGACAACUUAAACCUGACAUGAGAAGCUAUCAGUGUUCACAAUGCUUGAAAUUAUUCUCUGCCGAAAGAUUGCUCAGCGAUCACAUGAGAGUACAUAUAAAUCAGUACAAAUGUACUUUAUGUGAUAUGACUUGUCCUAAACCUUCGAUGCUAGCUAAACAUUUCAGGUACAGGCACAUGGAUGUGCGUUUGUUCAAAUGCCACAUUUGUUCGAAAACUUUUGUAACAAAUUCCAAUCUCAAAACACACUUGACGACCCACCAAGAGAAACCGUUCAAAUGUGACCAAUGCGAUUUUGGUUGUAAGAGUAAAGUGGGCCUUAACAGUCAUAUGAAAAAAAAUCACAAACAAGAACAACUUAUUUAUGAAUGUCCGGUCUGUAAACAACAUUUAAAACGUGGCGACUACUUAACAUUCCAUUUAAUAAAAAAGCACAAAUUCCAUUGGCCUUCUGGACAUAGUAGAUUCAGAUAUCGGAAAGAUUCUGAUGGUAUUCAACGUCUCCAAACUAUCCGUUACGAAAGCUUAGAAGUAACAGAACAAAUGAUAAGAAGUGAAUCGACUCAAACGACAAUAAAUCCAAGUACAGUUACCUAUAACGUUAUAUACGACAAAGAUGACAAAUACAAACUGACCAUUUUACAACAGCCUGAUAAUCCUGAAACUGAAAAUCCUUAUAAUCCAGAAACUGAAAAUCCUGAUGAUCCUGAAAAUGAAGAUAAUACUGAAGAUAGGGCAAUCAUAAUUACUCUGGAAGAAGUGGAUGAAAGCGGUAACAUUAUAGAAAGCAGAGAAAUUGUAACUAAUUCUAAAGACCUUCCUACCGUCAAGCUAGAUGGGCCUCCUAAAAUAAUCGCUAAGAGAGAUAUGCCUAUAGUUGAAAAUGUAGUUUAUUUGAAUGAUGAUUUGGAAGUGAAAACUGAGUUUAUUCCAUAAUAAUUUUUGUAUGGUAAUAUUUUCUAAAUAUAUAUUUUUAUGGGACAAUUGAAGUUAUAUACAGGGUGUCCCACGGUGGAUGGCGUAUUAGACGUUUAUGAAGAACUAAAAAGCGGAUCAUUUUGAAAAUUUGGCAACGGGAUAAACGACCAUAAUCUACACUUUAAAAAUAUUUUUGUUUAUGCGGUGUUGCCGCUUCUACUCUAAACUAGUGGCAACAUCGCUAUUUUAAAUGGAACACCCUGUAUGUGAUUGCAUAUUUCGAUUCUACGUAAAAUUCUGAGCAGAUUUCAUGUUAUAUACCCUAUACCUAGUUCAACUGUUUUGGAAAUAAUGACAGUUCAAAAUUGACUUUUUGCAACUCUGACAGGCUGUAAAACGUGAACGGUUAAUUUUAGAGGAAAACCGAUUUUACAUUCCUAUCUUAGAUUUUUAUAAACUAUAAUUUGACACCAACUCUGAAUUUAAUCCAUGAUUAAAAAUUCCAAUUAAAUUUAAUCGGUUAAAUUCAGAGUUGGUGUCAAAUGAUAGUUUAUGAAAAUCUAAGAUAGGAAUGUUAAAUCGGUGUUCCUCUAAAAUCAACCGUUUAGGUUUUACAACCUGUCAAAGUUGCAAAAACUCAAUUUUCAACUGUCAAUAUUUCCGAAAUAGUUGAACUUAGGUAUAGGGUAUCUCACAUGAAAUCUGUUCAGAAUUUUACGUAGAAUCCAAAUAUGCAAUCACAUACAGGGUGUUCCAUUUAAAAUAGCGAUGUUGCCACUGAUUAAGAGUAGAAGCGGCAACACCGCAUAAACAAAAAUAUUUUUAAAGUGUAGAUUAUGGUCGUUUAUCCCGGUUGCCAAAUUUUCAAUAUGAUCCGCUUUUUAGUUCUCCAUAAACGUCUAAUACGCCAUCCACCGUGGGACACCCUGUAUAUUGUCAUAAAUUCCUUAUUAUGAGUAAAUUUGAUUGUUGCCAAACAUUGUAUUAUUCACUUUUAAAGUACCUAACAUAAAAUAUGGAUGGUAAUAAUAAGACAAUAAUAGUAGUCUUCAAGGAUAUAUGAAAGGACUUCAACAUUGUGACAGCAUUAAGGAGAAUUCUGGAUUCGAACCAAGCAAAAAGUUCUGUCAAAAAUUUCAGUAAAUACUAAACAAGUUAUACACUAUUAGAAAGAGCAUUAAAUUUCCUAUAAAUCUGUGCUAAAUUGAGUUUGAAUGAUUAAAUACUUUUUGAGCAAUUAAGCCCUCUUGAUUUCGCCCGAAAAAGUAUUCUGGUGAUUCAAAUG